CGACAGUCUGCAACCCAACUGCUCCUAUGCUCUCCGCGCUCGGCGUGCUCGCGAGUCCGCCUUCGAUCCACGCCUCGUACAGCACCGUGGUCAACGUCCACGUCAGCGAUCUCAUGCCCGUCUUCCUGAGCGACGAGCUCAACUUCGAGUGGGAUUCGCGCCUCAGCUCGCAGGAGAUGGUCUACUCGCACACGCACGGCACGCUCUCCUAUCAGCAGAGGGCCAUGCCCUUCCCGCUUGCGCCCCGUGACACCCUCCUCAAGUGCGGCGUGCGCGUCUUGCGGCGUCAGUCGCGCCUGACCUCCGAGUGCCGCUCGGUGAGGGACGAUGUCGCGGUGCCGCCCCGGCCUGGCGCGGUGCGACUGCACUUGGAGCACACCACCUGGCGGAUCGAGGCGCUCCCUGCGGUGAAGGGCGUGCCGCGCACUGCCCUCUCCCUCGACAUCACCGUCCCGCCCGACGCGGCGCACGGCGUGCCCGCUGCGGUGGUGAGGCACGUGCAGAAGAAGUCGCUGCGCGACUCGGUCGACUCGCUGCUCGCGGCGUCGAAGCGGCUGCACCUUCCGCCGCAUCGCGACUUCCUCUCCUGGCAGCGCACCCGCGAGGAGGCGCGCGCAGCAGAGCGGCGCAGCGGCCAGCAGGGCGGCGGAGAGUGGACCGAGUGGGGAGGCCUGCCCUCUGGCUCUCUCGCCGCGACCAGCCUUCUCGUGGUGGCGCACUGCACGGCGUUCGCGGUCCUCGCGAUCGUCCACCCGCGGGGCUCGUGGCGCCGCAGUGUGCGUUUGGUAGCGAGUUUUGUGAUGUGAGCCUCGAGCGUGCGCUCCCUCGUGUCUCGAGAGCGGCGACCCUGGCGGCGCCGGCGGUGUGGCGGGGGCUCGACAGUGUCAGUGACGAUGGCGGUGUCGCGAGGCCUGCACUCGCCCAGCUAGCCCGUGAGUCUGUGGCGUCUGCAAGAGGUGC
This is a messenger RNA of Emiliania huxleyi CCMP1516, 960 nucleotides long. RefSeq lists its product as hypothetical. The coding region runs from base 27 to 806 and encodes 259 amino acids. The transcript has a single exon. The record is from RefSeq and is a predicted model, not a curated record. Lineage: Eukaryota; Haptophyta; Isochrysidales; Noelaerhabdaceae.